AUGGACCCGGCGACGGCUAGAUUAGCAUUGAAGAUUCAGCUCGACGAUGUCGACACCAUUCUCAAGACCCUGACCCCAUCGAGCCACGAUGCUAACACUAAUGAUGAGAAAGCAGCUUUCGAGGCACUUCGCAGCGAGCUAGUCAAAACGAGGAACGAAGUUCACGGCCAAGUAUACGCAUAUAACAUACUGAAGGAAGAGAAUGCCAAUCGCACAGCGUUCAAGCGACUCUUGACUGAAGAGCAACAGGCUGAACGUGAUCAUGAGAUGGCCUGUAGACUCGCCGGUAAGCCGGUGCCUCAGCGUCCUGCAGUGUUGAACAAGCGACCUGGAGAUGAAGAGGCUGCAGCGGAUCAGAGGGCCGAGGCAGUCAAUGGUACAUCAACAGGUAGUAAAGAGCUAUGUGUCAGUCUCGACGGCAGUCAGACAGCAGGCCCGCAACUUCAGCCACAGACUUUGAGAAAGCGCCCUAUCGAAGAGCAACUGGUGUCAGAGCAGAAUAAUGGCGCGAGCAAGAAAGCCCACAUCGACGAUGAAGCCGACGAGACGACAGCACCCCAACCUCGACCCCGACCUGCUACGCCGAACAAGCGUACCGCCUUCCUAGAUCCUGCCGUGCUUAGAGAGAUCGAGGAUGGCAGAACCAAGCGAGCGAGGCGUGAGGAACCGGUCGACUGGCCCCGGCUUGGUCUUGAUGGUGUUGUCACCACGGCACCGGCUACAGUCGACCCGUCUAGUAUCGACAAAGGCAAAGGCAAAGCGGAUCCUGCCACACAGGGUACCUGCUCCUCGUGUCUUGACAUGCAUCCCACAUACAACAUGCUCCAGCUACCGUGCAAGGAGGACGGUGAAAUGGAGCCGCAUGCCUACUGCCGCGAAUGCAUUCGACGACUGUUCGAAUCAUCAGUUACCGAUCCCUCCCACUUUCCGCCGCGCUGCUGCUCGAAGAUCAUCCCGUUGCUCAGUUGCACGCCCUUCCUGCCACGGGAUCUCAUCGCUCGGUUUAUGGCCAGGCGCGAAGAGCUCGAGACCGCGAACCGCACGUACUGUAGCAACACAGGGUGCUCAAAGUGGGUACGGCCUGUCGAUGUCGUAGGAGGCGUGGCGACAUGUUCAGUCUGCACCCAUAAGACGUGUGCAACGUGUAAGGGCAAGCAACAUGACGGGCUCUGCCCCGAGGACAAGGACGUCAAAGAGCUCAUGAGCGUUGCCCAGCAGAAGCGCUGGCAGACAUGUCCUAAUUGCAAGGAGAUGGUGGAGCUUGAGCAAGGCUGCUACCACAUCACGUACGUCGUCAGAUAA
This is a messenger RNA of Cucurbitaria berberidis CBS 394.84, 1302 nucleotides long. RefSeq lists its product as uncharacterized. Gene Ontology annotation, molecular function: ubiquitin conjugating enzyme binding; zinc ion binding; ubiquitin protein ligase activity. The record is from RefSeq and is a predicted model, not a curated record. Bases 1 to 1302 code for a protein of 433 amino acids. NCBI's taxonomy places the organism in Eukaryota, Fungi, Ascomycota, Dothideomycetes, Pleosporales, Cucurbitariaceae. Gene Ontology annotation, biological process: protein polyubiquitination; ubiquitin-dependent protein catabolic process; positive regulation of proteasomal ubiquitin-dependent protein catabolic process. Gene Ontology annotation, cellular component: cytoplasm; ubiquitin ligase complex. The transcript is spliced from 2 exons.